AUGCCACGGCCCAGCAAACAUGGCCUGGAAGUGGCCGCAGUCCAGCAGUCACAGCCAACCACGGCCAGAAUUUCUGACAGGCAGACAGGGACACCACGAAACUGUUUGCCACUGCCUCGGAUCAUUGAUGAAGCCUGCCGUGAGGCUGAAAUUUACAAGGAUGCUGGAAUAGAUGGCUUGAUAGUGGAAAACAUGCAUGAUCUUCCUUACACGACUUCUGUUGGGCCAGAAAUAACAGCAGCAAUGACAGUCAUUAGUGCUGCAGUGAAGCAAACCUGCCCACAGCUCCCAUUGGGUAUCCAGAUUCUGUGUUCUGCAAAUCAACAGGCUGUAGCAGUGGCUCUUGCUGCAGGUCUUGAUUUUAUCCGAGCUGAAGGGUUUGUUUUUUCUCAUGUUGCUGAUGAGGGGAUAAUAAAUGCCUGUGCAGGUGACCUGCUAAGAUACAGAAAACAAAUUGGAGCAGAGCACAUUCAGAUUUUUGCCGAUAUUAAAAAAAAACACAGUGCUCACGCUCUGACAGCAGAUGUCAGUGUAUCUGAGACUGCCAAGGCUGCUGAGCUCUUCCUUGCUGAUGGGAUUGUAUUGACUGGAACAGCCACUGGAAUGCCGGCAGAUCCUGAAGAACUGAAAGAGGUUGAACAAGCUGUGAAGAUUCCAGUGUUGAUUGGGUCUGGAGUCACUCUGGAGAAUGUGAGGAAUUACCUGGAUGCAAAUGCCUUAAUAAUUGGUUCGUAUUUCAAGAAAGCUGGUUACUGGGCAAAUACUGUUGAUCCUGACAGAGUAAAACAAUUUAUGGAUCACAUAAGUAAACUGAGAGAAUGAUUUUUUUCAGCAAAUAACAUUGCAUGUGUACAUGUGGAAUAUGAUAUACCAUGGACAACUAACGCAUUCCAUGUGCACAUGAAAUGGAUAAUAUAAUAUUAAAUUUAAAAAAGCCUGUAAUCUACUUGGCUGGUCAGUAAGCCAGGUGGGACUUUAAAAUAAAUGGGCGUUCUGGAAUUUAUUUACAGAAGGCAUAUUUCUUUAUCCCUCAAUUCCAUGUGCCAAUACAAGGCUAAAACUGAAGGUUUGAAUAAUAUGUUCUUAACUGCAAUAUAAGAAUUUAGCUCAAAAAUCAACUUUAAUGUUAAUCGUAGGAUGAAAUGAGAUUUUUUUUUUUUCAUGUAUAGAAUAUGAUUCUAUACACGGGACGCCCUAAGAUUACAGCCAACAGCACUGUAAAUUGGAUGAGAAAUUAUCUGUUUCCCCAUCUGUAAAAUGGCAGUGAUACUGUCACCUCACAGGGGUAAGAUAUACCGUGUAAAUGUUUGUAAAGCAUUGUCAUCUCUUCAAAUCAAAAGCUUUGUAAAAUUCUAGAACAUCAUACAUUUUUAGGAGAACAAUGUAUUUCUCAAAAUACAGUCGAAUUCUAUGCCAUAAUUAAGAGGUUCAAGAUUUUGGGAAAUUGAUUUACUCACAAUAUUUGCUGAAGAAUAAAAUGAAAAUAUUUAAUUGCAUUUCCCAUAGAAUUGCCUUUUUUUCUUUUUUUUAAUUUGUCUACAUUUUCACAAGAGUUUCUGCCCUCAGGAAUAUGUAUUGAUAUUUUUCAACCAUCUAAUAUAGUCCUUUACCUCUCCAGGCUUGUGUUUAGGCACGAUAUUGUAAACUGGCGACACUAUUCCUAAACUGUGUAUGUGAAAUUACUACAUUUGCUCAAAUAUCAGACAACUCUGAAUAUAAGAUGACCCUCAGUAAUUAGGUUCUAUAUAUGGAAAAUCUAUAAAUCUGUUGUAAUUUUCUAGGUAUAAAAUCUAAGUAUUGGAAGUUUGUCUUGAACUUGUCACCCUACUGCUGCUACAGCAGGGAAAGCCAUGGCUGAGGCAGGGUGGUCAGGUGGCCCUCUUGCCUUCUGCCCUGCCCACUUCUUCCCCUUGCAACCUUCCUGCCCCUCCUGCCACCUGCAUCCUCCCACCUCCAGCUCCCCACAGCCUCUGCCUUCCCCACUCUUCCCUCAGUCUCCAUCUCUUCAUCUCACUCCAAACCACAGCUGCAUCUUGUAGAAGCAAAAAAAGUCAUCCCUAUGAAGUUUGAUUUUGUUAACAUAAAAGUAAUUCCAAAAUAACACAUCAUCAAACUCCAUCUCAGCCUUUUCCAGGUUCCCUUACUUAGGUUUGCUGUGGGCCUUAGAAAGUACAGACUUUGCAGACCCAUGUGACUAGGACAGCACUUUACUGCUGGAUGUACAUACUCAUCUCUGGGGGAAUUUCACAUCAUGGAAAGAGAGUGUUCUAGGUAUUUCUGUCUGCAGAAUUUUCACUUCUUCCCUUAAGAAGUGAUGCAACUUGCUGGCCAGUCUCCUGCAGACCCUGUUUUACAGGGAAGGUCGGGCAAUGACUUGGGGAUCGUAGUCAUCCUUUUCCAUACCUUCACAAUUCCCAGGCAGAAUCUACAGGCAACACGUAGGAUUAUGGGGUUCUUUAGAAACCUUGCUUGUCUGACAAUGCUAAGUAUUCUGACAGCGCCUUUUUUUAGACGGCUGUUUGUUUGUUUGUUCUUUAAAUCCUUAACCCUAAAUAAUGAAAAGCAUAUUAUAUAGUAUUUGUCCUGUUUACAAAAGUAACUGCUGUAUACAAUUAAAAUACUGAUUUCCAUGUUUUUAAAUCAGUAAGGAUUUUUUUCCACCUGAGUAUGUCUGCAGUGGUUUUCAGGCAGUUCACAAUUGUAU
This is a messenger RNA of Alligator sinensis (Chinese alligator), 2704 nucleotides long. RefSeq lists its product as uncharacterized. Bases 1 to 822 code for a protein of 273 amino acids. The transcript is spliced from 6 exons. The record is from RefSeq and is a predicted model, not a curated record. Lineage: Eukaryota; Metazoa; Chordata; Crocodylia; Alligatoridae.